Rotaria sp. Silwood1 is the source of this 375-nucleotide messenger RNA. NCBI's taxonomy places the organism in Eukaryota, Metazoa, Rotifera, Eurotatoria, Philodinida, Philodinidae. The record is from the annotation of a GenBank genome assembly.
AUGCCAGAUAGUUUUAUUGUCAAAUCACUUUUUACAAGUGAUAUUGAUUCAAUUCAUCAUUAUCGUUCUGUCCAAUUUCCUCUUACUAAACAUCGACGUGUAUUCAUUAUAUCAAUUGUUCAACCAGAUCCAUUGAAAAUUGUAUUACCAACAGAUGAAGUAAUACUGAAAAGACAUGUUGGUUUAUUUUCAAGAAUGUGUUUUAUUGUUGGUAACACCAUUGGUUCUGGUAUAUUUAUCUCUUCUAAAGGUGUUUUGCGAGAAACACAAUCAGUUGGUCUCUGUUUGAUUAUCUGGGUUGUAUGCAGUUUAGUUUCUUCACUCGGAUAUGAAUUGAAUCAACCACUUGAAAUAAUUGAAGAUUAUGUUAGAUGA